AUGAGUGACAAUGAUUCAGAGGAGGGUAUGAUGAUAGACCCUCCGCCCAAUAUAAUCGAUAGUUUUCGGAGGAUGCGUGAAAACCCUGAAGAAGCAUGCGAUGUACCUCCGUUGGAGAGGGUCGUGAUACAGAGGGUGCUCAUAGCGCACCGCGCUACUCCAUCUCUCUCUCUCUCUCUCUCUCUCUCUCUCUCUCUCUCUCUCUCUCGAGAGAGAGAGAGAGAGAGAGAGAGAGAGAGAGAGAGACGGACGGACGGACGGACGGACGGACGGACGGAUGCCGACAACUCGGGAUCUGCCACAACAUAUGACGAUCCCAACGUUUCUUAUUCCCUUUCUUUCUUUCUCUCGUUCUUUCUUUCUUUCUUUCUUUCUCCCUUCAUUUCUUUUUCAGAACGCUUUUAUUUCUCUUUCUUCAUUUCUUUCUUUCUUUCUUUCUCUUUUUCUUUCUUUCGCCCUUUCUUUCUUUCUUUUUCAGAACGCUUUUAUUUCUUUUUCUUUCUUUCUUUUUCAGAGCGCUUUCUAUUUCUCUUUCUUUCUUUCUUUCUUUUUAUUUCGCUUUUCUCUUUCUUUCUGCCUUUCUUUUUUUUUCAGAAAGCUAAUUCUCUUUCUUUCUUUAUUUCUUUACUUAUUUUUUUUCGCUUCUUUCUUGCUUUCUUUCUCCCUUUCUUUCUUUUUCAGAAGGCUUUUAUUUCUCUUUCUUCAUUUCUUUCUUUCUUUCUCUUUUUCUUUCUUUCUCCCUUUCUUUCUUUCUUUUUCAGAACGCUUUUAUUUCUUUUUCUUUCUUUCUUUUUCAGAGCGCUUUCUAUUUCUCUUUCUUUCUUUCUUUUUAUUUCGCUUUUCUCUUUCUUUCUGCCUUUCUUUUUUUUCAGAAGGCUAAUUCUCUUUCUUUCUUUAUUUCUUUACUUAUUUUUUUUCGCUUCUUUCUUGCUUUCUUUCUCCCUUUCUUUCUUUUUCAGAAGGCUUUUAUUUCUCUUCCUUUCUUUCUUUCUUUUUCAGAACGCUUUUAUUUCUCUUUCUUUCUUUCUUUCUUUUUCAGAACGCUUUCUAUUUUUAUUUCUUUAUUUCUUUAUUUAUUUAUUUUUAUUCCGCUUUUUUCUUUCUUUCUCCCUUUCUUUCUUUUUCAGAAGGCUAAUUCUCUUUCUUUCUUUCUUUCUUUAUUCAUUUAUUUUCUUUCGCUUCUUUCUUUCUUUCUUCCUUCCUUUCUUUCUUUUUCAGAAGGCUUUUAUUUCUCUCUUUUUCUUUCUUUCUCUUUUUCUUUUUUCUCCAUUUCUUUUUUUCAGAACAAUAUCUAUUUCUCUCUCUCUUUUUUUCGUUUCUUUCUUUCUUUCUUUCUUUCUUUCUUUCUUUCUUUCUCAACAUAUUACAACUUUCUGUUUUAUUUUUCAACAAAUCACAACUUUUAACAGAUUCCACUUUUCUUUGUUCUUUUUCAUUGCCUUUUUCUUUUUUCUUUCUUUUUCGUCCUUCUUUCUUUCUUUCUUUCUUUUUCCUUUUUACUUUCUCCUUUCCUCUUACUUUCUGUUUUUUCUUUCUGUUUUUUCUUUUUCUUUCGUUCUCUCUUCCUUUCAAAUAUACCCUUUCCUUUUCAUGCAUUUACUUUCAUUAGUAUUCUUUUAUGACUAUCUUACAAUGUUGAUUAAUUUGCCUUUCUCUCGUCUUUUUCUUUCUGUUUCUUUUUUUUUUUUUCUUUCUUUAUAUUCUUCUCACUUUUCUUUCACUAUUUAUUUUUUUCCUUCUCUUUUUAUUUUGUCCCCCAACUUCUUUCUUUUCCUCGUUUAUUUCGUCUUGUCCUUCUUUCUUUUCUUUCUCUCCUGCAUUCGCUUUUUCCUGCUUUCUCUUCCUUGUUCCUUCUUCGUUUCUUUCUUUUCUCUUUUCCUCGUUCUUUCUUUCUUUCUUUCUUUCUUUCUUUUUCUUUCUUUCUUUCUUUCUUUCUUUUCCUCGUUUAUUUCGUCCUGUCUUUCUUUUCUUUCUCUCCCGCAUCUUUUUCCUUCGCUCUUUUCCUGGUUUCUCUUUCUCAUCUCUUUCUUUCAUUCUUUUUUUCUUUCUUUCUUUUCCUCGUUUAUUUCGUCCAGUCUUUCUUUUCCCUUCGCUCUUUUCUUUCUUUCUUUCUUUUCCUCGUUUAUUUCAUCCUGUCUUUCUUUUCCCUUCGCUCUUUUCUUUCUUUUCUUUCUUUUCCUCUUUUAUUUCGUCCAGUCUUUUCUUUUCCCUUCUUCUUUUUUUCUUUCUUUCUUUCUUUUCCUCGUUUAUUUCGUCCAGUCUUUCUUUUCCCUUCGCUCUUUUCUUUCUUUCUUUCUUUUCCUCGUUUAUUUCGUCCAGUCUUUCUUUUCCCUUCGCUCUUUUCUUUCUUUCUUUCUUUCUUUUCCUCGUUUAUUUCGUCCAGUCUUUCUUUUCCCUUCGCUCUUUUCUUUCUUUCUUUCUUUUCCUCGUUUAUUUCGUCCAGUCUUUCUUUUCCCUUCGCUCUUUUCUUUCUUUCUUUCUUUUCCUCGUUUAUUUCGUCCUGUCUUUCUUUUCUUUCUCUCCCGCAUCUUUUUCCUUCGCUCUUUUCCUGGUUUCUCUUUCUCAUCUCUUUCUUUCAUUCUUUUUUUCUUUCUUUCUUUUCCUCGUUUAUUUCGUCCAGUCUUUCUUUUCCCUUCGCUCUUUUCUUUCUUUCUUUCUUUUCCUCGUUUAUUUCAUCCUGUCUUUCUUUUCUUUCUCUCCCGCAUCUUUUUCCUUCGCUCUUUUCCUGGUUUCUCUUUCUCAUCUCUUUCUUUCAUUCUUUUUUUCUUUCUUUCUUUUCCUCGUUUAUUUCGUCCAGUCUUUCUUUUCCCUUCGCUCUUUUCUUUCUUUCUUUCUUUCUUUCUUUCUUUCUUUCUUUCUUUCUGUCCUGUCUUUCUGUCCUGUCUUUCUGUUUUCUUUCGAAUCUUUUUUCUCUCUUUCCCCACCUUUCUUUUUCUCAUUUUCUUUAUACUCCUUUAUUAUUUUUCUUUCUUAUUUUUCAUUAUCCUCCUUGUAUUCUUUUCUUUUGUCCUACAAGCAAAUAAAUUUGUUCCUUCCUAA
This is a messenger RNA of Acanthosepion pharaonis, 3039 nucleotides long. The record is from the annotation of a GenBank genome assembly. Lineage: Eukaryota; Metazoa; Mollusca; Cephalopoda; Sepiida; Sepiidae.